AUGCUAGCACGCCAAAAAACUGAACGACAAUAUUAUGAACUUCUACAAGAUGAAAAGUUACGAACAGAAAUAACUAAAGUUAAGGCUGAAAAUGAAAAAUUCAGAAACAACUUGAAGAAAAAGCAAGAACCAUGGAAUCAACAAGAAAUCUAUCGAUUGAAAAAUGAAAACAAUCAAAUGCUUAAUAAAAUCAGGGAAGAAAACCGGUCGAGGAUAAAUAGUUUGCAAGACCAACUCAAUAAUAAUAACCAAAGAAAAACUGUAUUUUUGGAUGUAGUGGAGGAUAUUGCUCUUACUGCUAUACCCCUUUUUAUCAGUAAUAAGG
Molecule: messenger RNA, 325 nt
Organism: Racocetra fulgida
Lineage: Eukaryota; Fungi; Glomeromycota; Glomeromycetes; Diversisporales; Gigasporaceae
Source: the annotation of a GenBank genome assembly